Paramecium sonneborni is the source of this 1359-nucleotide messenger RNA. NCBI's taxonomy places the organism in Eukaryota, Ciliophora, Oligohymenophorea, Peniculida, Parameciidae. The record is from the annotation of a GenBank genome assembly.
AUGAUAAAUUAAAAAUAUAAAAUAACUAAUGCCUUUGAAUAGAAUGAAAACUUUUAAAAUCAAAACUUAGUUAUGAAAACUCUGAAAAACAAUUAUUUUUAAAUAGUUUUAAAUUCUAAACUAGAAGAAUUAAAACUCGAAGAAUUAAUUACAAUUACCUAAGAAAAAUUUUCUCUGUAUUGUAAAUAUAUUUCAAGAUGUUUAUAAAUGUAAAAAAUAGAGUUACCUUCUGCAUUUAAACUUGAUAUAAAGAAUGAUUUAGUUACAUUAUAACAAAUGGAACUUCCAAUAAUAGCAUCACCUUUCUAAAGAUUAAUAUUAAAUCCUCAGUUUAUUAAUCAAAAGUAUUUUUUUGAAAACUUAGCAAAUGGGUCAGAGUCAUUUUUGAAUUAUUUUGAUAGCAUAUUUUUUGAGGAAUUAUUGCUCACCCUUCUAUUUUGGUAUAUACUUUAAAAUUUAAGAUAAAUUAAUGAGACAGAUUCUUAUGAUAUUUAUAUUUAUCCAUAAAGAUGCAAUUUUUACAUUAUUAAGAAUAAUGUUGCGCCUUUUUUCAAAUCUGAAAAAUUAAUGAUGCUCAAUAUAUUACUUAAUAGUUAAACUCUACCAUAAAUAAAUAAUGAUUUAGAAAUUAAUUAAGAAUAUUAAAUAUAAUUAUUUGAUAUUCAUCCGCCUGAUAAGAUAGUAAAUAAAGGUAUCAUAAUUCCUAUAAAAAACAUAAUUCAAUAAAAAUAAUCAAGUAUGGAAUCAGAUUUAGAAAUUUAAAAAUACUUUAAGUUUGAUUAGGUUACUAUCACAUCAAAACCAUAUUAUUUUAUAUUUAGUACAUUAUGUGAGAUAGAAAAGAAAGAUGAUUUAAAUCAUAUAAUUGAGUUUAGUACUUCAGGAUCACCCAAGUGUUAAAUAUGCAAUUACUCUAUACAUCCUGAUAAUUUUGAUACCUUUUAUACCAAGAAAGAUUUAUUAGAUAUUUGGUAGAAAGGCUAACUAUGGUUUAAAUAGUAAGCAAGGUUAGUGUCACCAAUAUUUUUAUUGGGAAAAUAAAAGUUUUAAAUAAAGGAAGAUGAAAAUUAAGAAAACUUGUUAAUUUAGUUUUAUUUUUAAAAUAAAAAACAAGAUUUAAUUUUAAAAGAUUAAUAGUAAUAAGAUUUGGAUUAAUCUGAAGACACAAAAGAGAAAUUAGAAUGUUUAUUAUUAUAUAAAAGACUUAAAGUAGUUUAACCGUUCUUAAAUUAAAAGUUUGAUUAGGUAGAUUCAAUGUAAUAAUAUGAAAUAACUGAAAGUUUAGAAAGUGAUGAUGAAGAUGAAUCCAACAAUAUUUAGCAAAAAGAGAACUUAAUUAAAUAAACUAAAAUUAAGUGA